AUGGGAAAAGCCAAAAAAGAAAAAAAUAGAAUUGCAAGAGAACAAAGUAAGAAAGGAGGAAAUGGACAAGUCAAGAGAGGAAGUGGUGGUACUAGUGGCGGUGCUGGCAACUUAAAGGUUAAAGGUGAAAAUUUUUAUCGGGAUGCUAAAAAAGUAAAAUUUAUGAAUAUGAUUAAAUCGGGUAAGGCAAUACGAAAUGCAAAAGGGAAAAUCGUAAAAGAAGCUCCAUUUCAAAGUAAAAAGGCUGUAACCGGAAGAGUUCAACCAAAUAGAAGAUGGUUUGGUAAUACUAGAGUCAUUGGACAAAAAGAAUUGGAAGCUUUUCGUGAAAGUUUAGGAUCAAAAGUUGAUGACCCAUAUCAAAUUCUUCUUCGACAAAAUAAAUUACCAAUGAGUUUAUUAACAGACCCAACAAAGGUAUCAAGAAUGCAUAUGUUGGAGACUGAAAAAUUUUCAGAUGCUUUUGGUCCAAAGGCACAACGAAAGCGUCCAAAAAUAAAUGUAAAUUCUUUAAAAGAUUUAGCAUCAAACACAAAUGGAUCAAUAGAACAAUACACUGAAAAAAAUGACUCAUCACUUCUUUCUAAUGUCAUAACUGAUUGGACAGAAGAAGCUCGUGACAGUGUAUUCUCAAAAGGAAAAUCAAAGCGUAUAUGGAAUGAGUUGUAUAAAGUUAUCGAUUCUUCUGAUGUUGUAAUUCAUGUAUUGGAUUCUCGUGAUCCAAUUGGAACCAGAUGUAAAAACGUAGAACAAUAUUUGAAAAAAGAAUCAAAUCAUAAACAUUUGAUAUUUUUAUUGAACAAAUGUGACCUUGUUCCUACAUGGGCAGGAUGGGUUAAACAAUUAUCAAAAGAAUAUCCAACUUUAGCAUUUCAUGCAAGUAUUAAUAAUCCUUUUGGCAAAGGCUCAUUAAUACAAUUGUUACGUCAAUUUGGAUCAUUGCAUUCUGACAAGAAACAAAUUAGUGUUGGAUUCAUUGGUUAUCCAAAUACUGGAAAGAGUUCAAUUAUCAAUACUUUAAGAAAUAAAAAAGUUUGGCAAUAUAUCACCUUGAUGAAAAGAAUAUAUUUGAUUGAUUGCCCAGGAAUCGUCCCACCUUCACUUGAAGAUAGUGAAACUGACAUUGUUCUAAAAGGAGUUGUAAGAUUUUCUAAUCUUAAAACACCCGAAGAUUAUAUUCCAAACAUUUUAGAACGUGUUCGUAAAGUAUAUUUACAACGUAUAUAUGAGAUAAAUGAAUGGGUCGAUCAUAUGGAUUUUCUUGAACAAAUUGCUAAAAAAUCAGGAAGAUUAUUAAAAAAAGGUGAACCGGAUAUUCAUACUGUAGCAAAAGUAGUUUUGAAUGAUUGGUUACGUGUCUUCACUUUAUCAAGUGGAUAUCAGUUUAUCAAGGCCUCAAUUCAAAUAUCCACAUCAUAUUUUACAUUUUCAUGGUCGAUGUUCUUUUCUAAUUACUUUAACUCAUCAUUUUCCUCUAAUGAUGAUUCAUUGAUUGCAAAGGUGAAGAUGAGAUGA
Entrophospora sp. SA101 is the source of this 1515-nucleotide messenger RNA. NCBI's taxonomy places the organism in Eukaryota, Fungi, Glomeromycota, Glomeromycetes, Entrophosporales, Entrophosporaceae. The record is from the annotation of a GenBank genome assembly.